Messenger RNA from Phodopus roborovskii (desert hamster), 4187 nucleotides. RefSeq names its product capping protein inhibiting regulator of actin dynamics (gene Cracd). Bases 16 to 4170 code for a protein of 1384 amino acids. Lineage: Eukaryota; Metazoa; Chordata; Mammalia; Rodentia; Cricetidae. Gene Ontology annotation, biological process: negative regulation of barbed-end actin filament capping; maintenance of gastrointestinal epithelium. The transcript has 10 exons. The record is from RefSeq and is a predicted model, not a curated record.
UAACAUUUAAAAGCCAUGGCCUCCGAGGAAAUUAAACUAACAAAGAAUGUCCACAGCGAGGCUCUGAGCGCUCAAGUCUCAGACAAGAAGAAGGGAGGCAAAUUCCAGCCUUUUAAGAAGUUGUUUGGCAAAAAGAAAAAGAAGAACACCCUGCUGUCUGAGGAGUCAGCUGGGAGGCAGAGGCAGAGUCACGCUCCCUGGAGUGCUAGUGAUGGGACCUUGUCUUCGGAUGAGGAGACCCUGGAGAACAGUCUGAGGUCCUUCAACUUUUCUAUGGGAGUGCGGGCGUUCUCCCAUGACAGUAUUUUUAUCCCUGAUGGGGGAGCAGAAAAUGAGCAGACAGUUCAAGCAAUGUCACAGGACAACAUCCUGGGCAAAGUCAAAACUCUUCAGCGACAGUUGGGCAAGAAUAUCAAGUUUGGGCAGCGGCCGUCUAAUGCCAUUCCCAUGAAGAAGGCAGGCAGUGUUGACGCUAGCUCCGAUGAGGACUUCUUCCUGACCAGUCCCAUGGAAAUUGUGACUCAGCAGGACAUUGUCCUCUCAGACACAGAGAACAAAUCCAGUGAUACGCCAAGUUCCUCCAGCCCUCUGAAUCUACCUGAAGCCGGGAGUGAGAUGGAAGAGAAGGUUGCUCCAGUUAAACCCUCUCGGCCAAAAAGGCAAUUCUCUUCUGGUACCAUUGAAAGUGUCAACCUCGACGCCAUCCCCCUGGCCAUUGCUCGUCUGGACAACAGUGCUGCCAAGCACAAACUCUCGGUUAAGCCAAAAAACCAGAGGGUGUCACGGAAGCACAGGUGGCUUACCCAGGAUCGUCAGAAUGUGCCAGGCAGUUUCGAGAGUCAGUCCUCCCUGGACCUGAACGGACAACCCGGAGAAGACAAGCACAUUUGUCAUGAAGAGGAACCAGAACCUCUGGAUUCCCACGAAGACAAAAGACUCCAGGAAGAGUACUGGCAGGAACUGGAAGCCAAGUGCAAGCGGCAAAAAGCCGAAGCAGCUGAGAAGAGGCGCCUGGAAGAGCAGAAGCGGCAGGCGCUGGAGAGGAGGCUUUGGGAGGAGAACCUCCGACAGAAGCUGCUGGAGGAGGAGGAAGGCGAGGAGGAGGACCUCCAGCUAGAGGCGGGGAAGGCACCUCCAAGGCUGCGAUCGGGCCCGGAGAAGCAGGGAUGUGCAGAGCAAGAGCUGCGGGAAGCUGACGCCCCAGCAAGCCUGGAGUCAGAAGAGAGUAGGUGUGAGCAGGAAGAGGCCGAGACAAAGGAGGAGAAACUGAGGCAUCGGGAUGCCCAGAGGCAGGAAGAGGAACUGAUGCAACGCGAGGCCGAAAGGCAGGUGGAGAAAUUAAGGCAGGAAGAGGAACUGAAGCAGCUUGAGGCCCAGAAGCAGGAGGAGAAACUGAGGCAGCUGGAGGUCGAGAGUCAGGAAGAGGAGCUGAGGCAGCUUGAGGCCCAGAAGCAGGAGGAGAAACUGAGGCAGCUCGAGGCCGAGAGGCGGGAAGAGGAGCUAAGGCAGCUUGAGGCCCAGAAACAGGAGGAGAAACUGAGGCAGCUCGAGGCGGAGAGGCAGGAAGAAGAACUGAGGAAGCUGGAGGCCCAGAAGCAGGAGGAGAGACUGAGGCAGCUCGAGGCGGAGAGGCAGCAUGCUCAGGAAGAGGAGGAGGAGACCAGGAGGAUGCUGCAGGAGCUGAGGCAGGAGGAAGAGGAGGAGGUCAAGCUCGGAGAAGAGAUGAAAUGGCGGGCAAUGCAGGCACCGGGGCCGCAGGUGGACGAAGACCCCCAGGGUCCAGAAGAAGAGAGCCAGCCUCGGCUAUCCGACCACACUGAUCAAGGCCCACUGCAACGGGACCUUGAGAAUCCAGAGGAACAAGAAAACCUGGAGUCCGCGGGACAGAAGGAGAUGGCCCCAGAGCAGAAGGAAGAAGCCAGGACGCCCAGCGAGCCGGCAGAGCAGAGGGGAGACUUGAGCACAGAGUGCGGUGGUGUAGAUGUGGAAGGGAGAGAAGCCACUCAGAUGGACAUCCUCCUGCCGCAAGAGGAGCAGACGGGCGGAAAGCCGGCCUCGGAGGACAAGAACGAAGCUGUCGCUGCAGAUAACGACCGAAAGGUGGAGGAGCUCCGGUGGCAGGAGGUGGACGAGCGGCAGACCAUGCCCCGGCCCUACACGUUCCAGGUGACCUCUGGGGGUAAGCAGAUUCUCUUCCCCAAAGUCAACCUGAGUCCAGUGACACCCGCCAAGGACUCGAGCCUGGCCCCGGUGGCCCAGGAACCGCCGGUGCCCCGCGGUGCGGCCCCACACGCCCUGCCCUCAGCGCUGAGCAUCCCACACACAGCCAUUCUGGUCACCGGAGCGCAGCUCUGCGGCCCGGCGGUGAACCUGAGCCAGAUCAAGGACACGGCGUGCAAGUCCCUGCUGGGCCUGUCAGAAGAAAAGCGGCCGGCGGACGUCCCCGCGGUGGAGGCCAGGUCCAGCGGCAGCAAGGUCAGACCUCCGCCGGAGUCUCCGAGCAAUGCCGCCGCGCUAGCCGAGUGGGCUUGCAUUCGAUCCAGGAUCCUGAAGAACGCAGAGGGUGACCAGCGUGGUGACAGAGAGCCGGCCAGAGUCGGGGAUGAGCCCGCACCCCGAGCGCGGUGCGAUUCCCGAGGCAACGUGCGCAGGACGCCGCCAGCCAACGCCAAGUUCUCCAUCAUGCCGGCCUGGCAGAAAUUCUCAGACGGCGGCGGCGUGGAGACCUUCAGACAGAGCCUGGACGGUGAGAGCGGGAGGAAAAGGCCUGGGCCAGCACCGGGUGAAGAGACAGCACCCCAGCCUUCACCUGCAGCGGCUCCGGAGCCACCAGACACCACCGACGGAUGCAAAUUUGCCAAAGACCUUCCAUCUUUCCUCGUCCCGGGCCUGCCUUCUCCGCAGAAAGCUGCCCCCCGCACAGGAUCCACGGCCUCUUUGGACAGCGAGAGCACGAGUGACAUAGGAAAGUCAGACCUCGUGGUGCCAGGAAGUGAGGAAAAGGCCUCGCCCUUCGGAAUAAAACUGAGAAGGACCAACUACUCCUUGCGCUUCCACUGUGACCAGCAGGCAGAGCAGAAGAAGAAAAAGAGGCACAGCAGCACCGGAGACACCGUGGAUGGUGGCACUCCCGCAGCCGGGAGUGGCCCUGCAGAGAAAGAGCCGGAAGUGGUGGCCCUCAAGCCUGGCACAUCCCUUCCCCAGGAGAAAAAGCCCGUCCUAGCCCCUCGGAGGGACUCUGCCGAACGCCCUCCUAGCGGGGACUCUGUUGCUGUAGCCCAGCCGGGGCUACCACCAGCCGGUAGCCAGACCCCAGUUCCAGAGCAGGACAAGGCAGCAAGCAAAACACCACCAAUGCAGAAGCCAGCCCUGGCUCCCAAGCCUACGAGCCAGACUCCACCGUCAUCCCCACUCUCCAAACUGAGCAAACCCCAUUUAGUGGAGCUGCUCGCUAGGCGGGCUGGGAAGGUGGAUUCCGAGCUGGGCGAGACUCGCAAAGAAAGCAGUGAUAACCAGCUGCCCUCACCAUCACUGCCACAGGAGCCAAAGGGGCCGAAGAAGAAUGAGGAAGAGGUGCCAGAAAAGAAACCUGCUUCCCCGCCUCUGUCAGCCAGCCAGCAAGAGAGACCUUCCCUAACUCCUGAAACAGGUAGAAAAGAGAAGCCCAUGUUGCAGAGCAGGCAUUCUUUAGAUGGCUCCAAAUUAACAGAGAAAGUUGAAACUGCUCAGCCACUGUGGAUAACGUUGGCGCUGCAGAAACAAAAGGGGUUCCGUGAGCAGCAGGCAACUCGAGAGGAGAGGAAACAAGCCCGGGAGGCCAAACAAGCAGAGAAGCUCUCCAAAGAAACUGCCAGUGUCAGCCCACACCCUGGAAGCAGUCGAGGAAGCAGAGCUGGUUCCCUGCACAAGUCUGCCACCCCAGAAGAGAAGAAGCCCGAAACUGCAGUGUCCAGGCUCCAGCGCAGAGAACAGCUGAAAAAGGCCAACACUCUUCCCACAUCCGUGACGGUGGAGAUCUCAGACUCUGCGCCCGCAGCACCGCUGGUAAAAGAGGCCCCCAAGAGGUUCUCCACCCCGGAUGCUGCCCCAGUGUCCACAGAACCUGCCUGGCUGGCUUUGGCCAAAAGAAAAGCAAAGGCCUGGAGCGACUGCCCACAAAUCAUUAAGUAAACAGUGACUCUCACCCA